Clupea harengus (Atlantic herring) is the source of this 2316-nucleotide messenger RNA. RefSeq names its product ELOVL fatty acid elongase 7a (gene elovl7a). NCBI's taxonomy places the organism in Eukaryota, Metazoa, Chordata, Actinopteri, Clupeiformes, Clupeidae. The transcript is spliced from 4 exons. Gene Ontology annotation, cellular component: endoplasmic reticulum membrane; endoplasmic reticulum. The record is from RefSeq and is a predicted model, not a curated record. The coding region runs from base 879 to 1412 and encodes 177 amino acids. Gene Ontology annotation, biological process: fatty acid elongation, monounsaturated fatty acid; very long-chain fatty acid biosynthetic process; fatty acid elongation, saturated fatty acid. Gene Ontology annotation, molecular function: fatty acid elongase activity.
AAAAAUAUUUUUCACAUUUUUAACAUAUUUUUGUACAUCUUUAGAGACCUAGGUUGGACCAGGUAGGAGUCAUGUAUGAGUCAUGCUAUGGAUUUUGAACUCGGGAGCAGAACUUUCCUUUCCUGCCGAUGGGCAGACAUUAUCAUUUUCAGUGGAAAUAGAACUUUCAGUGGGUGUUCUAUUUACACACACACCUUUCUAUCCCUGAUAGUCUUCUAAACAAAACCUGUUUGUACACUUAGAGGCCAUGUCUAGACCGCAGCUGUCCUAAUUAGGUUGUGUUUAGUUUGUUUGGUGGAAAAUUAAAUCAGUGAUCCGCUAAUACAAAGUUAGUGAAUUAUAUGAGAUCAACAUUUUCUUAGCUUAUUAUGUGUUUAGUGCGUGUGUAUUUUCUGCAAACAUAAUGAACAUACCACACUAUCACAUUGUCACCUUAAGGACCAUUUCUGUAUCUUACAGGGUACAUUUCUAUCAACGCUACCUUUGGGUUCAGAUACCUCUAUUUCUCUGUGUGUGUAUAAGGAAUGUGACCGGACCUGCUGAAGAGGAUGUAAUCUGGUUUCUGCACAGUAUUCAUACAGCCUUUUAACAACAUGCAGGGGCGACCUCUGCCUGAACCGUGCUUCUCUAGUGACCUUGCAAUUCUGAGAAGCACACAUGUAGAAUGUUCUUUUCCUCUUUACUUGAUUUCUCCUGGAGAUAAAUACCAGCAUGCAAAGUUUUGAGGCAGUUUGCAUUGUGGAUAGUAUAUAGAAGAGAAAAUGGGGAAUUUAUUUUGAUUGUCAUCCUUGAAGUUAAUGUGCCUGGAAAUGGCACUCUAUUUAUUGGGAGGUUAAAGCUCUGACUAAAGACAGAAUGUUUUUUCUGCUUAUUCCCAGAUGGUGCGAACCUGCUGGCUGUACUACUUCUCAAAGUUCUUUGAGCUGCUGGACACACUUUUCUUUAUUUUGCGUAAAAAGAACAACCAGCUCACCUUCCUCCAUGUUUAUCAUCAUGCCAUUAUGCCUUUCACCUGGUGGUUUGGUGUGAAAUUUGCUGGAGGCGGACUUGGAACCUUCCACGCCCUUCUGAACUGCAUCGUCCAUGUCAUCAUGUACACCUACUAUGGCCUGUCAGCCCUUGGGCCAGCUUACCAAAAGUUCCUUUGGUGGAAGAAGCAUCUUACUUUACUCCAGCUGAUCCAGUUCGUUAUGGUCACCUGCCACAUUGGUCAGUAUUUCUUCCUGAAGGACUGUCCCUACCAGUUCCCCAUCUUCGUGUACAUAAUCGGCACCUACGGUAUGGUCUUUCUGCUGCUCUUCCUCAACUUCUGGUACCACGCCUACAGCAAGGGCAAGAGGCUCCCCAAGGUGCUGCGGGCCAAGGGGCCCGACCGCAAUGGAAAUGCGCUGCACCAUGACAAAGACGAGUAGAGGCUGGAACACACAGGCAUCUUCACACUGACAAUCUCUUGAAUCCCCCAAGGCUUUUGGUUGCACUGCACAUGAGAGGUGAAGAACUGAGGUUUAUGAGUGUACAUGCAAUGCUGCUUGUAAAUCUUGUAAAGGGACUUCUGCCAAUAUGGUAGCGUUCUACAACCCUUUCUUCUCCACAUUUUUUUGUAUAUGUAAGAUAUUUUAAUGUUUUGUAUAUUUUGUUGUAAACUUUUUUUAUACAUCCUAGCCGUCAGCGAAUUAAGCAAUUUAGCAUCUUAAACCCACUAAAACAGAAUGAUGCUUAAAAAAAAAAAAAAAAGCUAAUGUUUUAACGGUUGUUUUACUGCUCUUUAAUUUCCUCUGACAUGGAUCGACUCAUACACCCUCUGUGCUCAACAUAAAAUCAUCCCCACUGUUCUCUGAACUGAGUCACAUAGAGUUGAGGCUAACUAGACAUUUUCUUGUCUAUCUAUAUUCAAGAAAACCUUCAUUUGACAAGGUUUCUGGUGUCUCCACAGAUGUGGUGAUGUGUCAAGAGUAAGGAGGGUCACAUUUUUUUAGCCUUUCACAGGAGCUAGUGCAGCUGUCCAGUCCAGCCAAGGCUCCAGUGUUGUACCAGUCGUGAUCUUCAGGACCAUAAUGUCCUUGUCCUUAGUCCAGUCCCAUGACAUGUUUACUUAGUGCCUUAUGCCAAGGAGAAUAAGCACAGGUGUUGAAUGAUUGGAGAGCGUGAGGUUUUUGUUUUCUUUGUUUUGAGUAUUUUUUUCCACCUCACUGGAUGGGCCUUUUUUAAUAUAAUAUAUAUCUAUAUACAGUAUAUAUAGAUUUAAUUGAAUUGAAUGUGAAAAUAAAAGUUUUAUGUAUAUUUAUAAAGUCCAAAUAAAUGCUGUAAUCACUGUUA